AUGGCCCCUAAAAAGAAGGCAACAGCAUCCACCACCGCAAAAGAAGCGGAAGAAGUGGAGCCGUGCGUUGGGGCGGAAACAACAUCACCACCAGGAUCUCCACCAACAGAGGCUCUUCGCAAUGAUACCAACGUUGCGGAGUUGUACGCCACUCUUCAGGCCGCUGUGACGGAAAGUCCUGAGAAGGUGAACGAUUUUGUGCGUGAACUACUGCAGAUGUUGGCAGAGGCUGAAAACCCUGAUGCCCCUCUUCUGGUUCGUGUACGUACAUUAGAGUUUGUGGCUCGCUACGGACAUCAUCUACGUGAUGGUAACGCACUGAAGAAGAUUGUCACAUCCCUUGUGAAGAUUCUCAGCGGUACUGAGAACACCCCGCAGUUACUCAUUGCUGCUGUGCAGGGCAUCGCCGCCCUUGGGCCUGUCUCUGUGCUAGACAAGAAGUGGGAGUAUCUCUCUCGUGAAGGGGCAGAUGUGCUCAUGCAGGUGAUGUUGGACGAGAAUGGCUUUGCGGAGAAUGUACGCCAGGCCGCUUCCAAGGCAUUUGACGCUCUCGUGCAGAAUGCCUUUCGGCCUGUUGCCACCAAACUGCUGCACUGGAUCAGCGACGACCGCGAGGCGGAGGAGGAGGAACAAUUAAAGAAAGAGCGCCGCAUGGCCAUGACGCGACUUCGACGACUCGCACAAUCCCCCGCUAUGCGAUCGCAGUGGACAGAAGAAGUGCAGGAACACGUACUGGGUCUUAUCAUUCGUGUACUCUCCACCGUUACUGUGCGAGAGUUUGCGCAGCUCACAUCCAUCGCCGCAGCACUACCAAUGGUGCGAGAGAGUGGCGGUCGUCAACUAUUAACCGCGUUUCUUGCAAGGAACAAACUUAACAGCGAUCGUGCUCUUGAGUCUCUCAGCAUUAUUGCACAGCAUGUUAGUGCAACCUCCUAUGAUAUUACACCAGCAUUGGAAGAAGCGUCGCUUCUUACAACACCUGUUGAAACUUCAACACCAAAGGGACUCUGGCAUGCAAAGAUACUACUACUGGCAGCUCGUCUCGCUACACCUGAAAAUACAGACAAAUUAUAUACUGCGAUAUUGGAACAAUUAAAUCAUGUUAUGGGUGACGCCAGUGUAUUACCUGAGAAUUUGAGUACCCUUGAGGCUUUAUUGUUUGCAUUUGUUGCUAUAGGACAAAAGAAGCCUGUUGAAUUUUUAAAACAACUAAAUGAGGACGCAUUUGCAGCAAAAUGCUCUGCGUUAAUGAAUGCUAUCACCGAGAUGGAACCUCUCGUAGUGUACGCAGUAAAGAAACUUAUGCAACGAUCUGCUGCAGGAAAGAAAGAAGUAGAGGCGUUGGGAUGCUGUCAUAACUUACAUGUGAUCUUAGGCGCCUUCUCCGCCAGGCACAUUCCAAUGGGUGCUCUUACAGAGAGUUGGUUACGCAAGUACACUUUACCACCACUUAAACGUGGACGUGAUGCUUCAACUGCGGCAUCCGCAGCCAAGAGAGGACCAGUAACAUCAUCAGGAGAAUCUGCUGGGGCUUCUUCCACACCCAUUGGUGUACUUCCACCUCCUCCUGGCACGGAAGAGCACUUAAGGAAGAAGGCACGUACUCAAAGCCAGAGUAAUAACAGGAACAAGAAAUCCAACGUGAAUAACAGGGGUGGAAGGUCUAGAAGAGAACGACGUGGUGGUUUUUUUUAG
Trypanosoma theileri is the source of this 1695-nucleotide messenger RNA. RefSeq lists its product as uncharacterized. Bases 1 to 1695 code for a protein of 564 amino acids. The record is from RefSeq and is a predicted model, not a curated record. NCBI's taxonomy places the organism in Eukaryota, Euglenozoa, Kinetoplastea, Trypanosomatida, Trypanosomatidae. The transcript has a single exon.